AUGGCACCUACCAUUCAUCAGAGCACAUAUGUCACCUUCCUCUCACCAGAGCCCAUGUCACCUUCCACUCACCAGAGCCCACAUGUCACCUUCCUCUCACCAGAGCCCACGUCACCUUCCUCUCACCAGAGCCCACACGUCACCUUCCACUCACCAGAGCCCACAUGUCACCUUCCACUCACCAGAGCCCACAUGUCACCUUCCUCUCACCAGAGCCCACAUGUCACCUUCCACUCACCAGAGCCCACAUGUCACCUUCCUCUCACCAGAGCCCACGUCACCUUCCACUCACAAGAGCCCACAUGUCACCUUCCACUCACCAGAGCCCACGUCACCUUCCUCUCACCAGAGCCCACAUGUCACCUUCCUCUCACCAGAGCACAUGUCACCUUCCUCUCACCAGAGCCCACAUGUCACCUUCCUCUCACCAGAGCCCACAUGUCACCUUCCUCUCACCAGAGCCCACAUGUCACCUUCCACUCACCAGAGCCCACAUGUAACCUUCCUCUCACCAGAGCCCACAUGUCACCUUCCUCUCACCAGAGCCCACAUGUCACCUUCCUCUCACCAGAGCCCACAUGUCACCUUCCAUUCACCAGAGCCCAUGUGUCACCUUCUUCUCACCAGAGCCCACGUCACCUUCCUCUCACCAGAGCCCACAUGUCACCUUCCUCUCACCAGAGCACAUGUCACCUUCCUCUCACCAGAGCCCACAUGUCACCUUCCUCUCACCAGAGCCCACAUGUCACCUUCCACUCACCAGAGCCCACAUGUCACCUUCCUCUCACCAGAGCCCACAUGUCACCUUCCUCUCACCAGAGCCCACAUGUCACCUUCCUCUCACCAGAGCCCACAUGUCACCUUCCUCUCACCAGAGCCCACAUGGCCCCUACCAUUCACCAGAGCACAUAUGUCACCUUCCACUCACCAGAGCCCACAUGUCACCUUCCACUCACCAGAGCCCAGAUGUCACCUUCAUCUCACCAGAGCCCACAUGCCACCUUCCAAUCACCAGAGCCCAUGUGUCACCUUCCACUCCCCAGAGCCCAUUUGUCACGACUCGCUUGUCAAAGUUCUGGUCAUUAUAAGAGUGUGAUGUAG
Molecule: messenger RNA, 1101 nt
Organism: Coregonus clupeaformis (lake whitefish)
Lineage: Eukaryota; Metazoa; Chordata; Actinopteri; Salmoniformes; Salmonidae
Product: extensin-3-like
Exons: 1
Coding region: 1-1101 (366 amino acids)
Source: RefSeq, a predicted model, not a curated record